AUGUCUCCACAAGAACUCAAAGACUUGGUGGAAGACUCACUGCGUGCUGUUGCCGCUGAAAUGGCAAUGGAAGAGUUACAUGAAAAACGCGUUGAUUUUGUUCAAAAAGUUCAACAAGUGGUUUCUGAAGAUCUGUUUAAAAAUGGUUUAGAAUUAGAAACGAAACUGAACAAGCACGCUUGCAAAUUCUACGUGAAGAAGAAUAUGCAAAACUUCAACAAGAGCGAGAAAUCGCCAUUCGUAAAGCUGAGCAAUCGGCAGAAAUUGCAACGCAGGAAGCCGCAAAAAAACGUGAAGCAGAAGAAGCUCAAAUUGCUGCUGAACCUGAUCCAAAAAGCACAAGUCGAACAGAAGAAAACCAUUGAAUUGGCCGAGCAAGAUCGUGCGAUUGCAAUUGCUGAAAAAUCACGUGCUGAAUCUGAAGCCAAAGCGUUGGCUGACCAAGCACGUGCACAAGCAGUAAAAGCGGAAGAAGAAGUGACAACUGUUCGUGAAACUCAGCGUGCAGAGCGUUUAAAAGCCGUUGAAUUGGUGGCUGCAAAGCAAGUCGCUGAAACAGAUGCGAUUGCGAUUACCGUAGCAGCAGAAGCCGCUAAACAGGCAGCUGCAGAUGAUGCAGAAGCAGUCCGAAUUGCAGCACAAGCGGAUGCUGAAAAAAUACGUUUAAAAGCCAAAGGUGAGGCAGAUGCAAAAAUGUUGCUUGCUGCGGCACAAGAAAAACAAUAUCAAGUUGAUGCUGAAGGUACGCGUGCUGUCAAUGAAGCCAACAACGUGCUUUCAACAGAACAAGUUGAGAUGCAAAUUCGUUUAGCCUUAUUGAAAUACUUACCUGAAAUCAUUCGUGAAAGUGUUAAACCAAUGGAAAAUAUUGAUGAUAUCAAGAUUCUUCAAGUCAAUGGUUUAGGCGGUAUGGCAGGUUCAAAUACAACAGGUGAAUCUGGUGAACAAAAUCAAAUUGCUUUGUCUGAUCAAGUGGUCAAUAGCGCAUUGCGCUACCGUUCUCAAGCCCCACUGAUUGAUAGCUUAAUGAAUGAGUUAGGCAUUAAAGGCGGUGAUAUUAAUGGUUUAACGCAAUCCUUAAAACCAAGCAAUGACUAA
Messenger RNA from Oppiella nova, 1098 nucleotides. The record is from the annotation of a GenBank genome assembly. Lineage: Eukaryota; Metazoa; Arthropoda; Arachnida; Sarcoptiformes; Oppiidae.